Diaporthe batatas is the source of this 828-nucleotide messenger RNA. RefSeq lists its product as uncharacterized. The transcript has 2 exons. The coding region runs from base 1 to 828 and encodes 275 amino acids. The record is from RefSeq and is a predicted model, not a curated record. Lineage: Eukaryota; Fungi; Ascomycota; Sordariomycetes; Diaporthales; Diaporthaceae.
AUGGACACCAGCGUCAACGGCACUGUUCCUCCGGAUUGGCCACCCGGUCUUCCGACCCGCGCCGCGCUCGACAUUCUCGAGCUGGCUUUGACAGACGACACCCGAAUCUGGUCCUGCGGCUACCCAAGGCUUACCAUGGCCCAAGGAAAUCUCCCCAAAGACCCAAACCCCAUGCUGUUCAUUGAGAGACCUGUUUUUGCGCAGUCAAUCCCCAAUAUGGCUGUCAUGAAGGUCGCCCCGCAGGAUCAAGAGGACUCGGACCUGGAGCUAGAGCUCGAGUCCCUAUCAUUUGGUGACCUUUCGAUGAUGGUCGUGGACAAUAUUCGGGACGCCCUGCUCAGUCCUCCUGACCAGCACGAUGCCGAUUCUCCCGCGAACACUACGAAAGAUCACUCUCUGGCUCUACAUCUGCCGCUCCAUCCACAGCCGAAUGGCAUCCUUCAACUUGACUCCUCGAUCGACACCCCCACAAGCUCUCCCCACACGGGCGUGGGUGAUGUGAUCGAGCAACAAACGGACGAUCUGAACGGCUCCCAACUCCCCAACAAGUCCCAGCUGGUCCAAAGCGAGGCAGAUCUCGAGCCGCCCGAGGGCGUGGAGACCCAAUCCAAGCCCAAACGCAUCGUCAAGAUCAAGUCCCGCGAAGCUGUUUUGUACUAUCGAGAGCUCAACAGGAGGGACGAGAUGGAGGCUAACAUCGAGAGGAGGAUUGCCAAUGGCGAGACUAGACCGUCCUCUGAGUCUGCACACUUCGAUGAGGCCGUUUGGAAUUGCGAUGCUGGUUUUGAUGUGCCUGGCGACUACGCCUGGCUCGACAGGUCGCGCUAA